Molecule: messenger RNA, 1371 nt
Organism: Olea europaea var. sylvestris
Lineage: Eukaryota; Viridiplantae; Streptophyta; Magnoliopsida; Lamiales; Oleaceae
Exons: 2
Coding region: 1-1371 (456 amino acids)
Source: RefSeq, a predicted model, not a curated record
AUGAGUGCCAUCAUUUGGAAUGUGAGAGGUGUAGCUAGUGUAGCUACUCGUCGGCGCCUGAAGAAACUUAUACAGCUUCAUCAAGUUUAUCUUCUAGUUAUACUAGAGCCUUUUGUUCUACAGAAAAAUUUUACAUAUACACGACACUAUCUGCGCUUCGACAUGGGAGCUCAGAAUGAAUCGAAUAAGAUCUGGAUUUUCUGGAAUUCGAGGACUAAUGUUACUGCUAUUGUUGACCAUCCCCAGUUCUUUCACGUUAGAGUUCGUGAUCGUGGCACUACUGCUUUCUCUGAUAUGAUGUUAGACUGUGGUUUAGAGGAUGCGGUGGUUUCUGAUGAUGAUUUGGGGCUUAGACCGUUCAGAUUCCUCAAUGUUUGGACCAAACACCAUGAUUUUUUAGCCUUUGUCUCCCAGAAGUGGUCGCUCCCUACUCAUCUCACAGGGAUGACCGCUCUUUGGGACAAGUUCUUCAGGCUUAAACAGGGUCUAUGUUGGUGGAACCGACAUGUAUUUGGAGAUAUUUUUCAGCGGGUGCGCGAUGCUGAGGUUGGGAAUGAUGAGGCUGAGAUAAAAUAUGAUAGAGAUCCCACACCGGAGCACCGUAACUUAUUACAUCAUGCCCAGGCAGUUUUAAACCGGACCUUAUCUAUUGAGGAGGACUUUUGGAAGCAAAAGGCCGGUUCACGUUGGGUAUGUAAGGGUGAUCACAAUACUCGAUAUUUUAAUGCGAUGGUUCAGGGGCGCAGGAUCAGAUCGCAUAUUAGGUCUAUCAGGACACAGGCGGGGGAAGUUUUAUCUACUCCGACUGAUAUUCAGACUUCAACAAUUGUAUUCUACCAGGAUCUCUUAUCUGCUACUCCACAGCCCUUGGAUCACAUCCGUUCUGAUGUAAUUCCCAGGCUCUUGACGGUGGACGAUAAUUUGGCACUAAACCGCCCCCCGUUAAUGCAUGAGGUACGGGAGGCGAUUUUCAGUAUUGAUGCUGACAGUGUCGCUGGCCCAUAUGGCUUCUCAUCUCUAUUUUUCCAACAUUGUUGGGAUAUUAUUCAGGAGGAUGUUUACAAGGCAGUAUUGAAUUUCUUUGAUGGAGGUCAUUUUCCACGAGGUUUUACUACUAUUUCUAUUGUCUUGCUCCCUAAAAAGGAUGGUGCUUGCAGAUGGACUGACUUCAGACCUAUCAGCUUAUGCACAGUGUUCAAUAAGAUUAUUACAAAGCUUUUGAACACUCGGUUAAGUACUCUACUACCCCGCAUUAUCUCCCCUCCACAGAGUGGUUUCAUACCAGGUCGUCUGAUUGGAGAUAAUGUUUUACUGGCUCAGGAGCUUCUUUACACUUUGGCAAAGUUCUAUGACUAUUUGAGUAAUUUAUAA